Molecule: messenger RNA, 1073 nt
Organism: Colossoma macropomum (tambaqui)
Lineage: Eukaryota; Metazoa; Chordata; Actinopteri; Characiformes; Serrasalmidae
Gene: commd8
Product: COMM domain containing 8
Exons: 5
Coding region: 1-582 (193 amino acids)
Source: RefSeq, a predicted model, not a curated record
AUGACCAGCGCGUCAGCUGACACGACUGAGGAAAGCGGAGCUGAGAACAUCAUGAUAAAAUUACUCGAAAAACUAUCUCCGGCAGAGUGUCCUAAACUCCUGCACAGGUUUGUGGAUGGACUGUGUGGCCGGAGUUACCCAAGACGAGUGGAGUACAGUGAAGUAUGGAGUCUGACAGAGUGGGGGGAGUUAAUGAACUCACUCGCCCAACUUUUCCGAGUCGCUGUUGGGAGAAUGUCUAAGGAUCAGGAGGUGCAGGACCUGCUGGGUGAUUUAGACUCUGCACAUAGAGAUGCUACUCUGCAGUGUGUGCAUGCCAGACGGGAGGAGAUCAGACAAGCUUUGGUGGACAGAACCAAUGAAAUCUCCAGCACACAACUGCAGGACUUUAACUGGCAGAUAAAGCUUGCAUUGUCCAGUGAUAAGCUGUCAUCUUUAAACACUCCUCUAUUGAACCUCAGUCUGGACCUGAAAGAGAAUGGAAUCCAGAGGGCUGUAAAUAUAGAAAUGAACAAAGAAGAGCUGCACACACUCAUCAGUGCAUUAGAGGCUGCUAAUAAGGUGGUCCUACAGUUGAAAUGAACACAACACAUGACCAGCUGCAGAUCUCACCCUGCUGCGAUGGAGCUGAAGUGCAUGCCUCAGGGUCGAGGAAGUGUGAUCUUUUUUGGGACGCCUCUACUGUGCAAACAGGAUGAGAAACUAGCAGUCAGCACCUGGCUUUUAUUUCUGGACCUAGAAAAAAAUGACUGUGAUAAUGUGUAUUUAUGUACGUGUUGAAACUGGUGCAUGGGUUGGCCCAAGACUGAUGUCUGUUGGCAGUACAGUAAAUAGCCAUGAGUCACAGGACCUUGGUAAGUUUUUGCUUUCUGAGAACAGCUCAGAAUAUUUAAAAGCAGUGGGAGGGUUCUGACUAAAUCAAAGUAUUUUUGUUCUUCAUUUUUCUAGAACAGAUUUUUCUCAUGUAAUAGCAAUCAAUUGUAUAUAUUCCUCAAUAAUUCUGCAACUCUUCUUUUAAUACAAUGUGGUUAAUUGCUACUCUUUCCUUAUUAAACUGAAAAAGGAUUAUUUAC